Molecule: messenger RNA, 333 nt
Organism: Hyaloscypha bicolor E
Lineage: Eukaryota; Fungi; Ascomycota; Leotiomycetes; Helotiales; Hyaloscyphaceae
Exons: 1
Source: RefSeq, a predicted model, not a curated record
AGGUAUAGAUAUACUUUCGUUGCCAAAGGGACUGUAACGGCAUUCGAAGCCAAGUUGAAACACGAAGGGUUGGUUUACCGGCACUUGGACGAAGUUCAAGGGGGCAUCAUACCUGUCUAUCUUGGGAACAUCUCUCUUAUCCGUCCUUUCUUUCUUGACUUUGGGGUCGGAAUAGUUCACAUGUUGCUUAUAUCAUGGGCAGGCAAGCAGGCGCGCAAGGAUUUGGUAUUGGGUAUGGGACGGGAUUUGGCUGCGGAGACAAGCGGGGCAGUUACAAAGAUAUUGGAUCGUGGGGUAGAGCAUCGUAACGUACGGCCACCGAAUAUGCUAUAG